GUUUGCACAAUAAUUUCGAAAUUUGCAUGUAUUAAAGGACUGAUCAUGCAUGCACACUACGACCCUAUUCUUUCUCCUCCAUCAAAACGAUUCAAGACACAGCAACCAUGGGUGCGAACCACACCACCACCUCAUUUCUUUUCUUCGCUACACUACUUUACCUAACCACCACCACAGCCAUCGCCAACGACCCAUGCGCUUCAGAAGGCGACGACUCAGACAUCAGCGUCAUUCCCAUCUACGGCAAUUGCUCGCCGUUCAAGAACUACUCCACCUCGUGGGAGACCACCAUCAUCGACAUGGCCUCCAAGGACCCACUCAGGCUCCAGUACUUGUCCACCCUCGUCGCAACCAAACGCCGUAAACGGGCCUCCGUGGCCCCAAUCGCUUCGGGCCAGGCCUUCAACAUUGGCAACUACGUCGUCCGAGUCAAACUCGGCACGCCGGGUCAACUCUUUUUUAUGGUCCUCGAUACCAGCACCGACGAGGCUUGGGUCCCCUGCACCGGCUGCACCGGUUGCUCCUCCACCGCCACGUAUUCGCCGCAGGCCUCCACCACUUAUGGCGGCCCCGUUGCUUGCUAUGCUCCCCGUUGUGGACAGGUUCGCGGUGCCCUACCUUGCCCCUCCACGGGCUCCAACGCUUGCACCUUCAACCAAUCCUAUGCAGGCUCCACAUUCUCCGCGACGCUCGUGCAAGACUACCUCAAGUUGGCGACUGAUGCCCUCCCAAACUACGCUUUCGGCUGCGUCAAUUCCGUCUCAGGCGGGUCCAUCCCGGCCCAAGGCCUAUUGGGCCUGGGCCGCGGCCCCGUGUCACUCCUUUCACAAGCCUGGUCACGCUACUCCGGCGUGUUCUCCUACUGCCUCCCCAGCUUCAAGUCCUACUACUUUUCCGGGUCACUCAAACUCGGGCCCACGGGCCAGCCCAGAAGGAUCCGCACCACCCCGCUUCUCCGAAACCCGCGGCGGCCCUCUCUGUACUACGUCAACCUCACAGGAGUUACCGUGGGCCGGGUCCGGGUCCCGUUACAAAGCGAGUUUCUGGCAUUUGACCCGAACCGGGGAUCCGGAACCAUCAUAGACUCGGGUACCGUUAUAACCCGGUUCGUGGAACCGGUUUACAACGCCAUAAGGGACGAGUUUAGAAAGCAAGUGAAGGGUCCUUUUGUUAGCAUAGGAGCAUUCGACACGUGCUUUGUGAAAAGCUACGAGAAUUUGGCACCGUUGAUAAAGUUUCAGUUCACGGGUUUGGAUCUGACUCUGCCCUAUGAGAACAUUCUGAUACAUAGCUCCAACGGGUGGGUGGCGUGCUUGGCCAUGGCGGCAGCGCCAAACAACGUGAACUCGGUGCUCAAUGUCAUUGCCAACUACCAGCAACAGAACCUUAGGAUUUUGUUUGAUACCGUUAAUAAUAAGGUUGGCAUAGCCCGUGAGCUUUGUAACUAGCCCUAGCUCCAUGUGUUGUACGUGUUUAUUUUAAUUCUUGGUACGUUUGUUUGUUUGCAUGCAUGCAUGGUUGUUUCUUAAUUAGGUUGCUUUGUUUUUUGGAUCUUGUUCAAAUGGGUGUGGUGAAUAAGCCGUGUGGGCACUGGCUUGGUUUUGGAGUUUGGAACAUUUCUCAGAAUAACAUGUGUUGUGGUAGUGGUACUUCGUGUUUGUUUCUUGUUUCAA
Molecule: messenger RNA, 1673 nt
Organism: Cajanus cajan (pigeon pea)
Lineage: Eukaryota; Viridiplantae; Streptophyta; Magnoliopsida; Fabales; Fabaceae
Product: aspartyl protease AED3-like
Biological process (GO): proteolysis
Molecular function (GO): aspartic-type endopeptidase activity
Source: RefSeq, a predicted model, not a curated record